UUGGCUUGGCUCACACAUUCAGCCACAGGGGAGACGCAGCUCUGCACAACCUGUUGUUGUUGUUGUGCGCCCUACAUGCGGAUUAUCUGUGACAUCUGCCCAGAUGUUGAGACGCUCUGCUCAUCACUGACAUUUUUUGGUUUGGUGUGUGUGUGUGUGUGUGGUUGCAGUUAUUUAGGGGAGUUUUAUUUGUUUUAUUUUUUUUUUUAUGGCUGGAAAAAAAAAAAGGAAAAGUUUUGAAUUCUUGCUGGGAAUAGAUAUGCGCCUCCUCAUCUCUGCGUCUGCACAUUAGAGGCUGAAGAGGAGAGAUGAUUGUGCCAUGUGAUAUGAUGGGAUAGCAGGGGAGACGGCGACGUUGACCGCGAAACCUCUCACAAUAUGACAAGUAGUGACUGAAAUAAGACUGAAAAAAGUCAUGGAGCUCCUCGUUGACGUCGUGACAACUGAGCCGGUGAACGCCACGAACGGCAGCUUCACCACAGCUUCGUCCACGGUGGACGAGAGCGCGCAGAGUCUCGUGUAUCAGAUCAUUCUGGCGGUGGUGUUGUCCGUCAUCACGCUGGCCACCACUUUAUCCAACGCGUUUGUCAUUGCGACAAUCUCGCAGUCGAAAAAGCUGCAAACUCCGGCCAACUUUCUCAUCGCCUCUCUGGCCGUCACUGACCUCCUCGUGUCCAUCCUGGUGAUGCCAAUCUGCGUCCUGUACACCGUCAUCCACACCUGGACGCUGGGCCAAGUCGUGUGCGACAUCUGGCUCUCGUCGGACAUAACGUGUUGCACUGCGUCCAUACUCCAUCUGUGCGUAAUCGCUUUGGAUAGGUACUGGGCCAUCACGGACGCAGUGGAGUACUCCAAAAAGCGCACGCCCGGGCGCGCGGCGGGGAUGGUGGCCACAGCCUGGGUCAUCGCCAUCUCCAUCUCCCUGCCGCCGCUCUUCUGGAGGCAGGUGAAGGCGGAGGAGCUGACGAGCUGCAGCGUCAACACGGACCACAUAUUCUACACCAUCUACUCCACCUUUGGGGCUUUUUACAUCCCCACGCUGCUGCUCAUUGUCCUCUACGGACGGAUUUACGUCGAGGCUCGGAAGCGCAUCCUGAAGCAGUCCCCCAAGAAGGUGGGGAAGAGACUCACCUCCGCGCACCUGGUCACCAACUCCCCGGGCUCCGCGGCGUCCACCGCCCCCUUGCAGGGCGGGAAACACGACGCCAUGUCCAGCGACACCGGGUCCUCGACCAGCGAGAACCAGGUGAAAGUGACGCUGUCGGACGCUCUCCUGGAGAAAAAGCGGAUUUCUGCAGCCAGAGAGCGAAAAGCCACAAAAACACUGGGGAUUAUCCUCGGCGCGUACAUCGUCUGCUGGCUGCCGUUUUUCAUUUACACGCUGGUGGUGGCCACGUGUGACGCGUGUUUCAUCCAAGAGUUGUUUGACUUCUUCACCUGGUUGGGUUACCUGAACUCCCUCAUCAACCCCAUCAUAUACACCAUGUCCAAUGAGGACUUUAAGAAAGCUUUUCACAAACUUGUCCGCUUCAGAUGCUGCAGGUGGUGAAGGGAACAACGGGCGCACCCUAGUUUUUGGAUAUUAUAUUAUUAAGUCCUAAAAGUGACUAUAGAAGAAUAUAAAUAAUAUAAGUGGAGAAUCAUAAUGAGCCUUUUUACGCAUGCAGUGGAAGAGCCAUCCGUGUCCAUCAUGGAGGUUUUAAGAGCCACACACAGAAAAUGUGUUUUCUAUGUAUUUACUUUCCUGACAUCAUUUUUAUCUAAUGAUGUUGAUUUAACUGAAGUCACUGAUUGAGCAAAAUCUCAUCGAGAGUGAAUACAAAAAAAAAAUCCUAAUUUGACUAAGUGCAUUAUGUAAAUAGAAAGUCACUGCAAUUAUUUGGUUAAGAUACAUUUUGUGAACAGCAAAAACAGCAAUAUGGCAAAAAUGAUGCAGUGCAAUAAAAAAAACAACUCACUUAUUCUUCAGAUAAUAAAAUAUGUUUUAUUUUGGUAACAGACUCCAAAACAUCAUUGGUUUUCUUUUUUGUGAAAGUGUCAAUUAAGUGGCAAAAAAAAAAAAUGCUUUAAUGAUCAUAUUGUGCUGCUCUAAUGUGAGGAUGCAUAUGUUUGCACAGACGUGAGUGAGUGAAAAUGAAUGGAUUUGACAGCAUUAGAAGGCGACUCUGAAAGCAAAUAAGCAGCGUCAGAGACCAUAAACUCUCUGACCAGUCAGAAAUCACGUGGCCUCUUGUGUACAAAUAUUAGUUUUUAAGAGCUCGUCACGACAUUAAUGCAUCAGUGUUUUCUGAUAAAUGAUCAGACAGAGAGGUGAGGGACUGCUGCUGCUGCUGCUGCCACUCCUGCUGCUGCUGCUGCUUCAUUUGCAGAAGGACACUCAUGCAGCAGAGGAAAGAUUCAUACACUAUCAGUGUCAAACAAAGAAACUGUGGCUGAUAUUUACCCAGCAGAGCUGAGCACUGAUGAUAAUUUCACUGAACAAACAUUACCUUGUUUUACUCCGUGUGUGUGUGCGUGUGUGUGUGUGUGUGUGUGUUCCUAUGUUAAAUGCAUAUCUGUGUUCACAUGUGAAAUGAUUCUGGCCUCACAACAGAGCUACACAGCACACAGAGAGCGAACGCUCAUCAUUUUUCAGCAGUAACGUGAAAUAAAAGGUUCAAUUUCGCCGGGACUUUAAUGUGUUCACAUCUGGAGAUGUGCCGUGCAAUAAAUGCUUUCAAGUGUG
Molecule: messenger RNA, 2725 nt
Organism: Solea solea (common sole)
Lineage: Eukaryota; Metazoa; Chordata; Actinopteri; Pleuronectiformes; Soleidae
Gene: htr1b
Product: 5-hydroxytryptamine (serotonin) receptor 1B
Exons: 1
Coding region: 416-1549 (377 amino acids)
Biological process (GO): adenylate cyclase-activating adrenergic receptor signaling pathway; vasoconstriction; bone remodeling
Cellular component (GO): plasma membrane
Molecular function (GO): G protein-coupled serotonin receptor activity
Source: RefSeq, a predicted model, not a curated record